AUGGCGGCCGACCCUCACAACCUCCCCAAUCCGGGCCUCGACAGCGCCAUCCGCCAACUUCUCGACCAGCAGGCUGAUAUCCAGGCCCGGCUGGCCGCCUUGUUACCUACAAAGUAUGGGCCCAAUGUCAAGCUGGAGCUCAACAUGCUCCGCCAUAAACUGCGAGGCUUGCAGGCCUACUCCGAAGUCCAUCGUCUUUCUUCCAAUGUUCCUAUCAACUCCGAGCUUGAGGAGGCCAGGUCAUUGCAAUACCGAUGCGAGUGCAUCGAGACUGCGUUUCUAGAGCAAGGUUUUGACUUAUCAGACCCCAGCAUGGCAGAUGCCCUUAAGCGGUCGCUGUACGACGAAGCACCGGCAGGAUACGCAGCCUGGUUGGAUCGAAAUCUUACUAGCUACGAUCCCAUUGUACGCGGAUGGAAAAUGAGGGAAAGCCUGUCACCGUCAUCUCGGUCCGCAUCGUCAUUCAAAUGCUGGGAUGAGCGUUGCAUACACUACAUCUACGGCUUCUACAACAAGGACGACCGAGACAGCCAUUCACGCGAGCACACUGUUCACGCCCAUCGUGACUCGGGCUUGUCCGUUGGCAAUACCCCUCCCCUCCCCUUUCCCGACCACACGACAGCCCGACCGUGGGUUUCCGAUGUUGGAAAGCAGCCCCGAGCGCUUCAGCUCCCGAAACCGUCCAUCGGUGCACAACUGGCUCCGUUAGCGACAGCAAGUCAGUCCAGGGACCGUAGUGAUCCUUUACAGUCCUACACCAUGGCAUCGGAACAUUCUGGCCCUGGGCGAGGCUCUGUCGAUUCCGAGGUCGAUCCUUUGCUCCCCCCUCUUAAGCGUAGUAGAGUUGGCCAGUCUCGACUCCAGUCCAUUGGCGAGUUGAGGUUGCUUCAGGAUUCGGGGCCUUGUUUGCGCUGCAUUGCAACAAGGCAGCCAUGCGACUCUAACGAGCCGUGUUACUACUGUGCAGACCACCCCCUUAGUCCAGGCAGUGAUUUUUGGAAAGCAAUCGGUUGUCAUCGCGGCCCUCUCGAUGUUUUAUCCGACGUCAUGCUUCCGACGCCAGUGUCUCCCAUACAGACCCAGACUCCGAUCACAUCACCGCUCACUCAGCGGAGAAGCAUGAACGAGCAUCUGGAAAACCACUGCCGCAUAUCACCGGACAUCCUCCAUGCUGUCAAGUCGAACCUUGACUUUGAUGACGGCUUUUGGUGGACAGAAGGGCUGAUGAACCUGCCACUGGCCAACCCUACACUGCCAAACUUUUCUAGGGAAGCGACCGAGCGACCACCACCGAUUCUGAGUAUACUCACAGCGAGUUGGAACGGAGGGGCAACUGCAUACAACUUUCUCCAUCUUUUGAAGACGAGCGGCUUUAUCACGCCAACACGAGAGAUGGAAGAGACGGCAUACCCAGUGCUGUAUCGAGUGAAAGUUCUCCUGCGGGAGGUCAUAUUUUGGGAUCUCGAACAACCGGAACCCUCAAUCUAUCUGGACGGUGGCCCGCCGCACCGGCCCCCCUUCACCGACGAGAUAGACCAAGAAGCGCAUCGUCGGCUGAUCUACAGCUGUAUGGCGCAAUUUCUCCAGGCAUUUGAGAGCGCAACUGUCAGAAAGGGACCACAGGACCCGAAAAGCUGGCUCGCUGUGUUCAUCGCGUUGUGCAUUUUCAGCAUUGUCCGCACAAUUAUGGUGGACAUGACGUCGUGCCUACACAGACGCCAAUCAUCUCAGACACCACCGACCUGGAGCGGAACAAGCAGCGUACACGCCAUGCACAGCGUCUACAAGCUCUUGGUGACGAUCUUCGCUGCUUCUGGGCCAAUGCUGCUCGACGAACAACCAUUCGACCUAGACGAACGGGGCAGGAACGCAAUGGAAUCCUUGAAUGCGAUUGUACGAAGGGAUGUUUGGAUCCAGCAUGGUUUUGCGUCCUCGAAGGAUUUCCUGAUACAUCUUGGAGAUGGUGAAAUGGAAGGCACAGUCACGUUCAACGGCUUUCUGAGACAGAGGAUUCCUCUGCGGACAGGUAUAGUCGGUCUACCGUCCAUUGUCAAACUUGGCGAAGAACCAAGGCAUGCCAUGUAUGAUCCCCGGGCUUUGGGCGAUCCUUGGAUCCCGCACCCGGCCCCUCUGUCGGAACGAGAUCAUUUUGGGACGUCGGGAGGCCCCGAAUUCCUCACAUCUCCCCAGGGGUUGGACUCUCUAGGUCGCAGGCACACGGUUGGGGAGAGCCCAACGUUCCCUCAAGGACCAAUGCGGCCCCUGGAAUCCCCGCUGACAGGCAGUAGAGGGCGGCCUACGUACCAGCGGCCGCCAUUACGUCGGGUCUACUGCAUCAAAUGUAACGAGUAUCCAGAAGGAUUCAGGGGCGAGCACGAGCUACGAAGGCAUACCGACGCCAAACAUGCUUCCCUAGUCAGGCGCUGGGUGUGCACCGAGCCAGACAGCUACAGCCCGACCCUUCCACAACCCGUCAUUCCGUUAUCGAAAUGCAAAGCAUGCGUGACGCAGAAACGAUACGGAGCAUAUUACAAUGCAGCGGCACAUCUCCGGAGGGCACACUUCAACCCACAUAGGGGUGGAAAGGCCAGUGGUGACUGGCCACCCAUGACUAUCCUGAAGGACUGGAUGAAAGAGGUGCGGCAAUCUGUCGACAUCCAGGAUCAAGACGAUUCAAGUGGAGGGGAAGACGUUGACUACAAACCGCCGCCGGAAUACUUAACUCAAGCGCCGCCCCCGCCCCCGCCUCCGCCGCCACCAGUGGCGGCGGUCCGUUCUCCCACUUUUGGAUCAACAAUUCUUGCAGCAGCGCCGCCAAACAUUCCUUUGACGAUCGCUCCCGCGGAGCCGAUGAGUUUGUCCCAGAUGAACAGCCCGUCGAACAAAACACUAGAUAACCGCACGCGUUGCCCUCACCCAGACUGCGGUCGGGUAUUCAAGGACCUAGCGGCACACAUGCUCACUCAUCAAGAAGAACGGCCAGAGAAGUGUCCCAUAGAAACGUGCGAGUACCACACCAAGGGGUUCGCGCGGAAGUACGACAAGAACAGGCACGCCUUGACACAUUAUAAGGGAACAAUGGUUUGUCCCUUUUGCCCAGGGGUGGGAACUGCAUAUGAGAAGGCAUUCAAUCGAGCAGACGUCUUCAAACGCCACCUUACGUCGGUUCACAACGUGGAACAGACGCCACCCAACAGCCGGAAGCUCAUCAUCGGCGGAUCUGGCAACAUCCACAGCGACGGCGCCAAGUGCUCCAUCUGCCGAGGCUACUUUGGGACGGCUCAAGAGUUCUACGAGCAUCUCGACGACUGCGUUCUCAAUGUCAUCGUACCAACGUCGGCGAAAACACAUAGAGAUGCAUCUGCGUUGCCCUCAACGUCAGGUUUGGAAGAGAGGGACCGACUCGACGAGGAGAACGCAAAACCCAGGUCACCUAUGGGCGAGAAGAUGGACAUGAACCUAUAG
This is a messenger RNA of Colletotrichum higginsianum IMI 349063, 3465 nucleotides long. Its product is annotated as Zinc finger protein. Bases 1 to 3465 code for a protein of 1154 amino acids. The transcript is spliced from 5 exons. Lineage: Eukaryota; Fungi; Ascomycota; Sordariomycetes; Glomerellales; Glomerellaceae. The record is from RefSeq and is a predicted model, not a curated record.